Molecule: messenger RNA, 3443 nt
Organism: Betta splendens (Siamese fighting fish)
Lineage: Eukaryota; Metazoa; Chordata; Actinopteri; Anabantiformes; Osphronemidae
Gene: c2cd4a
Product: C2 calcium dependent domain containing 4A
Exons: 2
Coding region: 781-2154 (457 amino acids)
Source: RefSeq, a predicted model, not a curated record
AAUGAUGAAAUGCUACCUGUAAGUAAGAGUCAUAAAAAUACUACUACUACUAAAAACUAUCACACACGUACAAGCAUCAGUCUUCUCAUGCAUUUAUAUUUCUAUAGGAGCCACUUAUUUUAAUUGCUACACAAAUAUUUCACAGUCUUUAUCCAUUGCCACAAGAUGCCUGUUAAAUAAAUCCAAAUCUAACCUUUUGCCAUGAAAUGUUUAAAAUGUGUCAAGUGGCUUUACUUUAUCUCUCGAACCUCUGCCGUUUACAGUUAAUAGCACUUCAGACCUCCUGAAAUAGUUCUUAUCAGAUGACCUUGUUUAUCCUCACAGGACGAGGUUGUUCGCAUCUAUAUUAAGUAGAUGGAAAAACAAGCACGUGAGCCCAAAGCCCGGCAUCUCAAACAAACAGAUGCUCGCUUUCCAAGUAGUAACUUUAUCUGGCUACACGCCACCGCGGCUACUACGGCACAGCGGCACCGGGCCCUGUUGUGGUUUGGGCGUUGUCAUGGUAACCGGCGUCCGGAGGAGGAGAGGGAGGAUCUGCUGGAGCGUUACAGGGGGCGUGUGUGACAGAGUCAGCCCUCUGUGGCUUCAUCUGGACCGCCUCCGUCGCUCAAACCGCCACACACGCGCUGCUGCUGACGACGGAGGACGUCCACCUGCUGCCGCUAAACCUCCGAGGUUUCUCAGAGCAACCUGAAGGCGCUUCUGGUUAGAGCCACCUGUCCUAUUUAGGCCAACUUUGACUUUGUGGAUUGUCAGUAUCGCCUCCACAUAAGAGAAUCCAUGUGGGUGGUGGAGAAGAUCCGCGUGUCAGUGGAGAGGUCCAACCUACCCAGUCCGUCCGCAGAAUUCAGCUUUAAAUUCGCCGACAUCAUGUUCGGGGAGAAAGCGGACAAGCCCAGGGGCAUUUCCCGCUGCCCCAACGUCAUCACGCCGGACAACAUCCCCGAGUUCUGCAUCCCGCCGACGUUCCCGUCGCUGCAGGAGCCCAGACGCGGCCCCGCCGGGGCGCCGCCCCGCAAGGCGGGCGGCCCCGAGGCCGCGGCCGCGCGCCGCCCGGCGCUCGCCACGCACGUCAUCCAGGUGGAGAGCGUGGACGAGGGCCCCGGCGACGACGGCGACGACGGCGGCGACGGCGGCGGCAGCGACGAGGAGAGCACCAACGCGGACCCCCGGAGCCAGGCCGCCCUGUCGCUGCCGCACCUGGCCAAGGCCCAGACCUGCUACGGCUUCUGCACGCUGCUGGAGAGCCCCCACACCCGCAGGAAGGAGUCGCUCUUCCACUCGGACCCCGGCGCCUCGCCCCUGCUGCUGCCCAGGAGCCGAUCGGGCCCGUGCUGCAGGCUCCCCCCCUCCCCGUCCCCCUCACCCGCCGCCUCCCCCUCCUCGUCCCCCUCCUCGUUCAGCCUCAACAGCCUCGCCUCCAGGCUGUACCCGCGGGGCUGCGCCCUGGGCUGGCAGGCGGCGCCGGACAGCGAUACGGCUUCCUCCGCGGAGUCGUCUCCUUUCAACUCGCCACUGUUGACCAGGUGCCCUGCCAAGUCUUCCCUCUUCAAAGCACUGAGCCAUGAACUGCUGUUGUCAAGGAACAUGAGGAAGGCAAUGGUGUCCAGGAACAACUCCCUGUCCACAGAUGAAGGCAGUUCCACAGACAAUAGCCCCAGUGUGAUGAGGAGGGCAUCGGAGGGGUUAGUGGAAGGCCUGCCCAGCAGCUACAGCCUGGCGCCCCCCAGCAUCUUCCCCAUGGACUUGACUUUGCACAGAGAGCGAGCAAUGAAGGAGAGAAUGGUCCCCGUGGGGAGAGACGGCAGCCUGAGACUCUCAGCGGAGUACUGCGCCGAAAACCAAAGGCUGCGGGUUCGGCUGAUCAGCGCCGAGGGCCUCUACCCUCUCUCGACGGACCCCAAGAUUAUCAACUGCAGCGUCAGCCUCUGCCUGGUUCCCGGAAAGGCCCAGAAGCAGCGCAGCACGGUGAUCAGGAAGAGCCGCAAUCCCAUAUUCAACGAGGACUUCUUCUUCGACGGCGUCUCGGAGGACGAGCUGGGCCGGCGGUCGCUGCGCUUCAAAGUGGUGAACAAAAUGUCCACGCUGAAGCGAGACUACCUCCUGGGCGACUGUGACCUGCCCCUGUCCAGCAUUGUAACGCUACAAACCUGAGUAUGCCCCCACCACUUUCAGUUAUUUAUUGGAAUUCUUUUCUAUUUCUAAUUAUUAAAUGGCGAAAGAGAAAACGUUUGCUUGUCUUUGAGUUCUGUGAAAUACGAACGCUCCGUCCACAAAUUGUAUUCCUCACCUUUCAGCUUAUUUCGAACCAAGCAGAAGCAUCAGCAUCAUAUUUCCCCAAAGCCCGUUGUUUUCCUCCUGACCUUUCCAGUGAUAUAAAUAUCACCAGAGCUCAGAAACGAAACCAUAGAAGGGAGUAUUUUGUUGUUGAGUAUGCAUCACUGUAAUCGCAGCUGUUUUUUUAUAAUACAAAACUGUUACGUUUCAUGAAGAUCAGCCUUUGAGGAAAUGAUAUUGAAGUUCCUUUAUUAAACUCAUCACACUGAUGAUUGGUGUGUGGUACAGUGGGUCAGCCAGUCACACACGCUGAGCAGCACUUAGACUGCAGGUAAAUAAGACCUGCCGCCUUGAGCAAUAAAGACUGAAAAGUGCUGGCUGCCACUGUGGCUCCUGGUUAAAUAUUAAUCAUCCUCUCACGCUCUGGUAGGAAGCUGACAAAUGCACAAAUUCAUACAGUGAAUGCCAAAACAACAGACAGUAAUGGAUGGAGAUGGAGAGUUUGAAGUACUGUACAUAUGCAAUCAAUGCUUCUGCUGCCAAAUAAGCCCUUGUGGGAUAUUGGUUUUAAACUAAUUAGUCAGCUUAGCUGUAGUGACGCAUGCUUUAUGAUGCAAACAUUAUACUAGAUCUAACAGGUGAUAGUGCUGCUGCAGACAAACACGGCGCGUUCCAUCUUUAGCUAAAAGCCCAGCUGACUGAGCUGUGACGCUUAUAAAACUUUUGUGUUUCUCCAAUACGCCGGACUAAUCGCAGCACUCCUGUAAAAAAUCCCACACAGGCAACCUAAAUAUAUGUUCUCAAUGCUGCUGUGCCCAGGCUCUGCUUCCAGGUCCUGUGAGGAGGCUGAUACCGCUUGACACUUUUGUAUUGAGUGUUGACUCAGCUGUGAAAUGCCCUGUAAUAAAUGAGAAUUACCCGUGGUCCCACCGCUGGUCAAGCCCCGAUAGGAUUCAAAGGGAUUCCCACGGAUCUGUCUUCAUUGGAGAGAACAGAGGCGUGGGUUUUGUAGCGCGCACUGGUUACAGCUUUGUAGGGCUUUGAUCCGUGCUGCUGAGAAAUGUAUCUCACAAUGUGCACAGAAUGAAAACACAAGAGCUGCAAUUGAUAUAAAGUCAUCAUAAAUGUUUCAGUAGGUCUUUUUUUUUUUGUCCCGUCUGUCAGUU